AUGGGUGUUAAGGGACUCUGGCAAAUUCUUGAACCCUCCCGCCGUAGGGUUGAUUUAGAAUACUUUCGGGGCAAGCGGAUGGCUAUUGACAUGAAUAUUUGGCUACAUCAGGCGCUCAAGGCAAACGUCAAGGGCGGUCGCAAUUCGCAUUUGGCCAUUCUCUUUCGACGGAUUUGCAAACUUCUCUUUUUUGGAAUCCGUCCUAUCUUUGUCUUUGAUGGUGCUGUUCCCGCACUUAAGAAGGCCACUAUGGCAGCCCGUCGAAUCAGUCGCAGUACAGCCAAGGCGAAAAGUUGUCAAGCUAGAGACCGUCUGUUGAAACGUCUCUUUCGUCGUCUGGCUGAAAGCGCAGCUAAGUCACAGACGCCAAGCGAGGAGCUGAUAGCUGAAUUUGUGCGGCGUUUCAACAGCACGGAGGAGAUUCGCAAGGCUGAAUUGGAUGUGGAAAUGUUCGGAUCUCAGAGCAGCUCAAUUGAGGCAGCGCCACCCACAGCUGUUUUGCAACUAGAAGAAGAACAGGAAUCGGCUUCACAACUAGCCUGGGAUUUUGUUGAUAACAGCCCCUCCAUAGACUUACAAUCAGACGCAUUUAGUGCGCUGCCAAUUCACGCUCAAUUGCGGGCGCGGGCAGGAGAAUCCUUUUCACAGACGCAGGUGAAUCGGCUCAUUGCAAGACGCGAUUUAGCGCUUAAGAAGGUGGAAAUUGAAAGCAAAAUGAACGAAGUGCUAGUUGCUUCGGUUACACCACGAAAUCUACCCUCUGGAUUGGAUAUGAGCGUCACUGCGCAGCGAAUUGCCUCGCAGGAUGAGGGUCAUGCAAUUUUGAUGCGGAAGCGAUCUUCUAAAGAGCGAGCUGAUGAGUUGAAAGAGCGUUUAGAUCGACUUCUUAAAGGUUCAGUCACUGAACCUGUCUGUGAUGAUGAGGAGGACUCGAAAAAGGCGUUGGAAUUGGAGAAUAGUCCACGAGACGAAUAUCAAAUAGCCGAAGAUCAUAAGGUAGAAAUGGUGGAAAAGAUUAUGAAGACUCUUGAAGAACACUCGUCAUCGGAAUCGGAAGUGUGUCAGGCUGCUCAUGACAAUGCCCAGUUAGAAGGGGGCGACGAAUCCACAGAUGGACCUUCGGACCAAUCAAAUGAAAGCACUGUUGACAUAGAAGCUGAUGAUGUUAAAAACGAAGGGGAGUUAAAACUUAAAAAAGAAUCAGACUCUGAGGUGUCUUCGACAGAUUUGGCUGAAUUCACCGAGGUCCUUGAUGAUACUACUACUUCAAAGGCUAGUAGUGACCUCAAACACCUUGCUAGCCAAUCAGAAGGGAACGAAGAUUUUGACCACAAAGGAAGAAUUACAAGCGAGCAGAGCAAUAUUGAAGUAGAGACGGCUGUGAUAGAAAUAACUUCAGAGGCACCUUCAUCUGAUUCGGGAGAAUUUGCCGAUGUUUCAGAGCCUCCAACUCCUAUACAGCCGGUUGAAACGUUGCCAAAAACGCAGACUUUUUUGGAGCACGAAGAGGAGGACGAUUUGGCAAUUGAUGACGAUAUACUACGAGCGGAAGCCGAGAAAUUAGAAUGCCAGGCACAAGAAGCCACUACCAGUUGCGUUGCCGAGGCUCAGAGAUUAGUUCAACUUUUCGGUUUCCCUCUCAUCAACAGUCCAGAGGAGGCCGAAGCGCAAUGCUGUUAUCUUCAACAACUCGGAUUAGUGGACAUCGUCGCCAGUGACGACUCCGACGUUUGGGUGUUUGGAGCAACCCUUGUCUGCCGACACCUCUUUGGGAGGAAUAAAGGGAAAUCAGGAUCGGGGUCGUCUUCUUUGUAUUGCUUGAAAGACAUCCGUGAACAACUGGGUUUGGACAGGCGGCAGUUCGUGCGGAUAGCCCUUCUCUGCGGCAGCGACUACACCGAUGGGCUUGACAAUAUCGGACCCAUCAAAGCAUUGGAAAUACUUUCUACCUUCGCUACGACCUCGGACCCUACUUUUACAUCCGAGGAGCACGAGAUUCUGCUGCCUUUAACGGAGUUUCGGCGGAGGUGUCAAGAACGUGGUGGUGGUGGUCGAUGGACCAGUACUAAAUUUCCUGCGGACUUUCCUAGCGAGGCGGUGGUAAAGGGCUACCUAUCUCCACGAGUUGAAAAUGCAUCCGAGUAUGCGGGAUUCCAUUGGGACACGCCAAAUCUGCUACCUCUGGUAAAAUAUCCUUUUCAAGCUCGACAGAAGAGUGAGGGCACCCUCGCCCCAGUGAUUGGUCGAUUCAAGGCCACGUAUGAGGGUGCCGUCGCCAGCACUAUUCCUCUCAUUACGGACUUUUUCCCGCGAAUUGAAACAAAAAAGAAGGCGUCUUCGAGACUCACUCAAGCAACAAAUCGGUUAAAGUAUGCCACUGAGUUCCAGGACCUUCCCACUCUCGACACCGACUGGUCGACAGAUGCUGACAAUGACGAUGAAGGAGCAAAGCCCUCAACAGACACGUCCCGGAGACGAAAGUCCAACGAAGACCUGCCAAAAGGCUGGAAGAACGGUAGUGGAGCUCUAGCUUCACCGUCACGGGGACUGAAGACGGGUUGUCGGUGUCGUCCUCGACACUGUGUGGUCACUCACCUGCUUCAACUGUCAACAGGGUCCAAUGUGCCUCUUGGACCGUUGACGAAGGAGUUCUAUUCCCUCAAGACUACCCUCGCUCCCUUAUUGGUCGUCACACCGACGCGGUUCCGUGUCUCCACGAUGCUGGUCAUCCACAUAAGAUGCCUUUCUUAUAAGGCGUGUUGGCGAGAUUUUCGCUCCCUUGGAAUGGGCUCGCUCACCGCUGCCAACAAUGUGGCCUCCUGA
Messenger RNA from Echinococcus granulosus, 2823 nucleotides. Its product is annotated as DNA repair protein UVH3. The transcript is spliced from 15 exons. NCBI's taxonomy places the organism in Eukaryota, Metazoa, Platyhelminthes, Cestoda, Cyclophyllidea, Taeniidae. The coding region runs from base 1 to 2823 and encodes 940 amino acids. Gene Ontology annotation, molecular function: single-stranded DNA binding; DNA endonuclease activity. Gene Ontology annotation, biological process: nucleotide-excision repair. Gene Ontology annotation, cellular component: nucleus. The record is from RefSeq and is a predicted model, not a curated record.